AUGACCUCUCGCCUUGUCAUGCUUCGUCAGACAAGCCGGCGCUGCAUUUGCAUACAACCUACUUGCUUCCCUGGUUACCGAGCUGCACAGCCGCCAGAACUCUACGUCAGUAGUCGACCCCCCCAGCCGCCAAUUGACAAUGCGAACAUAUGUAGCCAGAGGCUUCAUACCAUGAUGAGACGAGCCCCGAAUACUCGUCUCGACUCUUUCUCGCUGCGUGAUCGGCUGCGCUGGAGUAGCUCCAAGGCCGAGACCUCCGGAGGACUCGUAUCACCCCGUUCGCGCACCGGCCAAAAGCAGGACAGGCAGGCCGGCUUGGCAAGCCAGGCCCGAUAG
Molecule: messenger RNA, 336 nt
Organism: Verticillium dahliae VdLs.17
Lineage: Eukaryota; Fungi; Ascomycota; Sordariomycetes; Glomerellales; Plectosphaerellaceae
Exons: 2
Coding region: 1-336 (111 amino acids)
Source: RefSeq, a predicted model, not a curated record